GCUCAAGACACCCACGCCAAGAUGCCGUCUCAGAUGGAGCAUGCCAUGGAGACGCUAAUGUUCACGUUCCACAAGUACGCCGGCGACAAGAACUACCUGACGAAAGAGGAUCUCCGGCUGCUGAUGGACAAGGAGUUCCCUGGGUUUUUGGAUAACCAAAAAGACCCCAUGGCCGUGGAUAAGAUCAUGAAGGACCUAGACCAGUGCCGGGACGGCAGAGUCGGCUUCCAGAGCUUCUUCUCGCUAGUGGCUGGGCUGACCAUCGCGUGCAACGACUACUUUGUGGUACACAUGAAGCAGAAGGGGAGAAAAUGAAGAGGUGACUGGAGACGCCCCCCGCCUAACUCCUAACCCCAAAGUCAUAUAAAGGGGGCCACGAGGUGGCCUGGAUCUGAGCUCCCAACUGGCCAUUGGCACCAAUGGAAAGUUGUGCGCAAGAAUCAAGGCCUCAGUGUGGCCCCGCGGAUGUGCAAACAGACUCACGAGUCGCCAGGUAACAGGCAGGAGAGAGCUUGCGUUCCCUGCCCCAGAGCAGCUUAUGAUUUGUAUAUUAUAGCCCUGCCUUGCCCUAGAAUAAAGAAUCCCUCUCUCUGGUUUUUUAAUUCCUAA
Pelodiscus sinensis (Chinese soft-shelled turtle) is the source of this 609-nucleotide messenger RNA. The record is from RefSeq and is a predicted model, not a curated record. NCBI's taxonomy places the organism in Eukaryota, Metazoa, Chordata, Testudines, Trionychidae.